AUGUUUUUCUGCUCCAUCAUCUCCAAGGUCCUCUACAAGGACCUCCAACGGCGUAAAGUUGAGGAAGUCCCAGAGGGGCUUUCCCGUGCUACCAUCCGGAAUUCUUUCCACAGCCAUGACCUGAAGAUCAGGUCACUUUACACAUGGUCCCGUAUCAUGGAUAGUUCCUCAGUGGGCCCAAACAGCACAAAAUCCUCAUCGCUGAAUCCUAAGUCGAAUGACACCAUUGCCUUUACUCUUACCAGUCUUAAGGACGGCAUUGGCGCAGUCAUAGAAGUAGGUCUACGAUUGGAGAUCGUGUCUCUGGACGAUUCAGGGUCGGUGGGUGGGCGAAGAUAG
This is a messenger RNA of Aspergillus alliaceus, 339 nucleotides long. RefSeq lists its product as uncharacterized. Bases 1 to 339 code for a protein of 112 amino acids. The transcript has 2 exons. The record is from RefSeq and is a predicted model, not a curated record. NCBI's taxonomy places the organism in Eukaryota, Fungi, Ascomycota, Eurotiomycetes, Eurotiales, Aspergillaceae.